UCGUGAGUCGGUUCUUCAGAUUCGUUUGCGGGAGUGGUUCAAAACAAACGAUACUGUCGCGUGUGACCGAAAGCGAAAGUGUUUUUGUAAAUUCGGGGCUCAAAAACAAAGGUUUCCGCACGGAUCAGUAAACUAGACAUCAUGAAUGAGCCAGAGAAGGAGGAGCCUCAGUGCUCCCAGAGUACCGAGACUGAAGCGGUCCAGACUGAGGCAGGAAAACGGAUUAGUCAUAAGCGGAAGUCUUCUUCCCCUAGUCAAGUUUCAAUGAAGAGUGAUGAUUCAAUGAUGCAACCAAUUCAUUUCCCUUCAAGCAAAAGGAGGUCUGCUUCGCCUAGUCGUAUUUCACUGAAGAGUGAUGAUUCAAUGAUGCAACCAAUUCAUUUCCCUUCAAGCAAAAGGAGGUCUGCUUCGCCUAGUCGUAUUUCACUGAAGAGUGAUGAUUCAAUGAUGCAACCAAUUCAUUUCAGAAAAAGAGUUCAAAAAUCUUCACCAACACCAGACCAUCUCUCAGUGAAGAGCGAAGACUCGAUGAUACAACCAAUAUACUUCAGACCUGAAGAACAGCAAAAAUAUAUAAGUGAGCUGUUUGAUGAGGUUUUGAAGUGCUCAGUUUGUACCGAGUUCUUAAAGGACCCGGUCUCUCCAUCUUGUGGACACAAAUACUGCAGAUCAUGCAUCACCAAGUAUCAGGCCCAGUCUGAACAUGGACAAAGUGCUUGCCCAAAGUGUGGAAAAAUAUCAGGCUCUUGUUCUGUCCUACACACAAACAUCCAUGCAACAGAGUUGGUAGAGAAAUUCAAGCCAGCUCCGCAUAGUUCGGCUGAAGUUAUGGAGACUGAGGAUGUAGAACCAAGACUCUGUCAGAAGCACUACAAAGCCCUGGUUAUGUUCUGCAAAAGUGACCAUUCAACCAUUUGUAAGGAGUGUGCUGUCAAUGAACACAGUGAACAUGACAAACAAUACAUCAAGCUCUCAACAAUUCCCAAUACUCUGAAUACGUUGCACAAUUUCCUUGGUAACAUGACAGUCUCAGAAUUUCGGGAGUUUAAGAGAAAUUUGCGUUAUGAAUAUCCAGAAUGCUUUGAGACACUGCAAGUUCAUUGUAGCAUUCAAGAUGUUGCUGAAAGGAUGAUGGGAAGUUUCUCUGAAGAUGACAUUCUAAAAGUCACGUUUCAGUUGGCAUCAGUCAAACCAAUAUCCAAAUGUCAAGAAAAAAUAAAGGAAAAACUUCGAAGGAAAUUCCGACAUAUUCACGAAGGACUUGCAAUACCGAGGACACAAGUUGUGUUGCAUGACAUUUACACAGAGCUCUACCUCACCGAGGGCGGAAGUGACGCAGUCCAUGAAGAACAUGAAGUGAGAUUAAUUGAGAAAGCUGGCAAAAACAUUAGCAUGCAAGAAACUCCUGUUAACAUAACGGACAUUUUUAAGGCACUGGGUAAUGGUAUCAGAACCGUUUUAACCAAAGGUAUUGCUGGGAUUGGAAAAACAGUGUCUGUUCAGAAGUUCAUGCUAGACUGGGCAGAACAUACUGCCAAUCAAGACAUUGACCUCAUACUUCCUGUGUUUUUUCGUGAUCUCAACCUCGAGAAGGAAGCCUGCAGUCUGAUGGCGCUUUUGCGGAGAUUUUAUCCCGAGCUCAAAGACAUUGAAAGUAUUGAGAAUGGCAUUCAUAUUUUGGUGGUUUUGGAUGGUCUGGAUGAAUGUAGACUUACCUUAGAUUUUCAAAACACCAGGACAUGCAGUGAUAUAAUGGAGGCAACGUCUAUGGAUGUCCUUCUGGUAAAUCUAAUAAAAGGUAAUCUACUGCCCAACUCUCUCCUGUGGAUCACCUCUCGUCCGGCCGCAACCAAUCAGAUACCCACCGAGUGCGUACAGCGGGUCACUGAAGUUCGAGGCUUUAACGACCCACAAAAAGAAGAGUACUUUCACAAGAAGUGUAAGGACGCUCAUCUGGCCAACACAAUAAUUAAGCAUGUGAAGUCAUCUCGCAGCAUGCACAUCAUGUGCCACAUCCCGAUCUUCUGCUUUAUUACAGCAACCGUCCUGGACAUACUACUAAGAGACAACGACAUUGGUGAAGUUCCAAAAACUCAGACUCAGUUAUACAUUCAUUAUCUACUCAUACAGACUGGUUUGAGAAACAGUAAGUUCCAGAAAGCCAUUAAGGAAGAUCCGCGCGAUUUAACGCAAAGUGACAAAAAAAUGAUUUUAAACAUGGCCAAAUUAGCUUUCUUGGGAAUGAAGAAGAACACUCUGAUCUUCUACGAAGAUGACCUGAAGGAAUGCGGGAUUCACAUCGAAGAAGCGGCCGAGUUCUCGGCUCUGUGCACGCAGUUGUUCAGAGAAGAGUUUGGAUUGUACAGAAAGCGAGUCUUCUGCUUCCUACACCUGAGCGUACAGGAGCAUUUGGCUGCCAUUCAUGUUCUGUGGCAAUUUUUGAACGAGGGCAUAAACGUUCUUGAUUCACACGGCAGGGAUUCCACAACGACACUGACAGACAUAUACAGGAGCGCAGUGGUCAAGGCUUUAGAAAACAAGCUUGGGCAUUUUGACCAGUUCCUACGAUUCCUUUUGGGUCUUUCUACCGAGUGUAGCAGGAAGCUUCUACAUAGUCUCUUGCCUCAAUUGGAGAAAGAGACCAUUCAAAAUGGUGAAAUCGUCCAAUUCAUUAAAGAUAAGAUCAGUGAGGAAGACAGAACAGAGACGGAGACAAUUAACCUUUUCCACUGCUUGAACGAAAUCGGUCACAAUUGUUUGGUGAAGGAUAUCCAGGAGAGUUUGGAUUCUGGUACACUUUGCAAUAAGAAAUUAAAUCCAGAGCAAUGUUCAGCCCUGGCCUUUGUGUUACUGAUGUCAGAGGAUGUAUUGGAAGUCUUUGACCUAAGGACAUAUAAGACAACACAAGCAUCCAGUCGUCAGAGAUUACUUCCUAUCGUCAGGGCAUCGAAGAAAGCCAUACUCAGUGACUGUGCACUGUCAGAAAAAGCUUGUGAGCCUGUGGCAUCUGCACUCCGUAUAGCAAAUUCGCCUGUAAGAGAGCUGGAUCUGAGCUGCAACAACAUAAAAGAUGCAGGAUUGGUGGAUCUCUGCAAAGGGCUGAAAAGCCCACACUGUCAACUUGAGAUAUUGAGACUGGCAGACUGCGGUAUUACAGACAAGUCCUGUGGAAAUUUAGCGUCUGCACUCGAGAGCGUCGAGUCCAAACUUAAAGAGUUAGACCUCUCUUCAAACAAACUGACUGACGCAGGGGUGAAGAUGCUGGAAGACUGGCUCAAAAGUGAAAAGUGUAAAGUGCAAAUACUGAGGCUAAAUCAAUGCCACCUUACAAAAAGUUAUUGCAAGCACCUAGCAGAAGAGUUGACUUCAUUUUCCACAAAGGAAAUGGAUCUGAAUCUGACAGGAAAUGGAUUGAAUCUGACAGGAAAUGACCUGAAGGAUUAGAAAGGAUUACGCAUGACGCACGUGUAGCCGAACCUGUGUGACAUAUGAUAUGCUCGUAUACCAUCCAUCUGUCACAGUCUGGGUAGGAGGGAGACAGACCCAUACGCAGGAUAGCUUCAAAUGACAGGGGUUUAAUAAACAACUAGAUUUAUAAAGUUCGUCGCAACAAACUUUGAUGUUGGCUUUGACGAUGCAAGUAUUUGCAAAGGCUGGUGGUUUUUGGAGGCGAGUGGACAUACAGUAAGGGGCAGUGUUACUUUUGGAGGCAAGGGGACAGAAAGCUAGGGUGGCAAAACAUUUGGAGGUAAGUGGAGACGAGCAUGUGAUGUCAUCCGAAUAAUCUUGAGGGAGUUCCCCACACUGAGUAUUUUGAUAUAUCACAUGCCCAUGUUGUGCAAAAUUUUUAUUUUCACGUGACGUCACGUAAUGUCACGUGAAAAUAAAAAUUUUGCACAUAAAAUGUAAAAUGUCAUCAAAUUACACGUGAGGAAAUUCCCCUCAUUGUUCUGAGUGUUUUGAUAUGUCACAUGUCCAUGUUGUAAAAAGUUUUUUGAUUUUGCAUAUAUUGGGGGCGGAGCUGCGGGACAACCGAAAGGCCAUUCGGUACACCAAUUUAAAACUUUGUUCAGAGUCUCACCCUAAAGGAGCUGGUCGAGUUUGGUGUAGAUAGUUCAAAAGCUUGUCGAGUUAUAAACCUCCAAAGUUUAUAAUGGGAGUCUAUGGGAAAAAAGGACACUUUGAGACCCGGUACCGGAAGUACCGGUACUCGGAUCGCUUAGAAAAGUAAUAGCAACAAACUUCAGACCAGCGUCUACAACAUAUCCGAAUUUGGUCCAUGUUACUCGAAAGCUCUAGGAGGAGUUACUCUUGAUACAUUUUUGUCUAAGCUUAAAUAGGAAAACAGAAUGUUGGCUUCUACAAAGUGACAUAACUAGGAACAGGUGUGGAGACAUGGAGGAACAGACGAAGGCGGGGCAGACACGUGCACAUGGCCAGAAGUCCGGGCUGAUCCCUGACACCAUCUAUCUAUCCAUCCAUCCAUCCAUCCAUCCAUCCAUCCAUUUUCUAUACUGCUAAUCCUACACAGGUUCAUAAGGAGCCUGGAUCAUAAUACAUAUACCAACUAAAUGCAAAUAUAUUCUUAAGACACAUACAGUAGGUGGAGUAUUGUUUUUGCAUUAUUUGUUCAUUGCGAUACCAUGAUGUUAAGUCAAGGUGUGUUAGCAGAAGGAUUUUCAUUUAGCAUUUUUAGGAUCAGAUUUUUUUAUUUUAUGUUGCAGUUCAGAAUCAAGUAUAGUAUAGGAUAAAGUAGUAAGUGACGCAAUACCUGGGGGGAUGAAGAGUGUCUGAUGUACAUAAUCCACAGGAAAUAUCAAAUCAUGCAAAUCUAAAAGCUCCAAGAAGACUUUUCCUUUAAUUUGUCACUAUCUGUAUGUAUGUAUUUAUUUAUUGUAUGCAUGUACUUACGGAAAAUCUUAUUGUCUAAUAAAUACACUACAUUAA
Molecule: messenger RNA, 4947 nt
Organism: Tachysurus vachellii
Lineage: Eukaryota; Metazoa; Chordata; Actinopteri; Siluriformes; Bagridae
Product: NLR family CARD domain-containing protein 3-like
Exons: 12
Coding region: 142-3444 (1100 amino acids)
Molecular function (GO): protein binding; zinc ion binding
Source: RefSeq, a predicted model, not a curated record